GACAAGCAAGAGCCUUAAAAUACAUUACUGGAGGCCUUCAGCGAACCGCCACCACACAGCGCAGCGCAGAGGAAGUGGAUUUCCAGCGGAAUACAUGACUGUGUGAUUUUAUGAAAAGUUAACUUGGCUCCCGUGCGGGGCGCGUGGGGGGACAUCGUAGAGCACGGGCUCCUCCGCGAGCGCCUGCUGCCAGAUGCGUGUCGAGCGGAGUCGAGCAGUGUGAACAUGUCACUGUUGUAACAUGUUGUUUCAGUGUGACAUGUCCCGCUUCUGCGCUGCCAUACAGUGAAGAAGGAGGAACAGCAGCCACUAUUAAACAGCGGCCAGGCCAGGGAUGGAAGAGAAAGAGACCGGGGAGAGCGAGUCUGUGGACCUCCGGUGUGCCGAGCAGGCUGAGCUGCUCUCAUUAAUAAUAAGCGGGGAGGAGGAAGCGACGCGAGAGGAGAGUGACUUGGGAGAUGAGGAUGGUCUUGCCAAUGGCCAUGGUGAGGAGGAAUCAGAGGCUGGCAUGGUCACACCUGUCGGGUCGCCAGGCACCAGUUACUGGAGCAUCACAGAGGGCCCAGACCAGCCCCUCCUGCUCUCCCCGGCCCCAGGGCCCACCGGACGCAAACCCAGGGUCCAGAGGGCAUCGCGUCCAGGCCUGAGCCGCAUCCCCGGGCGCGAUCACCGCCGCUACUACCACGAGUACUGGCGCAGCGAGUACCUGAUGGACUUCGACCCCCAGCGGCACGGGAUGAUCUGCAUGGUGUGCGGCAGCUCGCUGGCCACACUGAAGCUCAGCACUAUCAAGAGGCACAUCAGACAGAAGCACCCAGACUCCCUGCUGUGGAGCUCUGCAGACAAAGAGGUCAUCCGCUCAGGGUGGGAGAGCCACUUGAGUCUGGGCGGGGGUCAUAGGGCAUUCAGUUCUGCUGCUGGACCCUCGCCUCAGGAAGAAGAGGAGCAGCUGGACUCAGACCAACAAACUGCCGCAGAACCCCUGGAGCCUGUGACCCCUCAGGAGCAGCCUCAACAACCCCCUAGUCUGUCUCCUGGCUCUGAGGAGGGUGAAGCCCCCCCGCCCCAGGAGGAGGUGGAGGAGGAGGAGGAUGUCCCCGGGCCCUCGGCACAGACCCUGGAGCGCUACCUGAACGACUCGCUGCACGCCUGGUUCCGCCAGGAGUUCCUGAUGGAGUACGAGGCGGAGGCCGGCCGGCUGCUGUGCAUGGUGUGCGGGGGGGAACUGCCCUCGCUGCACCUGGACCACAUCAAGAGCCACGUGCUGGACACACACCCAAACUCGCUGGUGUUCAGCUCCGAGGAGAAGCACUGCAUCCUGCAGGCCUGGGCUCAGAGUCACGAAGAGUCAGAAAACUCAAUCAAAUCAGAGCCGGACACCAAAGAAGGGGGGGUGGAGCUCUUUCCUCAGGAAGUGGAGGCCCUCCAGCUCCACACUGACCUGUACCCCGAAGGCGACGGCACUUUAACUCAGGACACUUGUCUAAUCGGUGAGGACGGGGGGGUCGGAGCUCCCCAGCAGGGACCCCCGCCCCCCCGGCAGCCCAGGAAGAGGCGGCUGCGCGUGGGCGACCCGUGGCGGCUCCGCCUCGACUACCUGGUGGCCUACGGGCCCCAGGGCCGGGGCACCUUCUGCAUGGUGUGCUCUCAGGUGCUGCAGGAGAUCAAAGUGAGCAGCUUUCGCCGACACAUCCAGGAAUGUCACCCCGAGACCACCACCCUGAGCCGACAGGAGAGGGAAGCCAUGGCCGCCGCCUGGACCAAAGAUUACCCCAGCGAGGGCUCCCAGAUUCACAACGAAAUCACCCCGAGUGAAGCUGAAGUCCUGAACCCCCCGGGAGAGACGGACGAGGACACCCCCUCCGAUGUCAGGACACACGGCAAAGUGAUAAAGAAGGAGGAGGGUGGGAGCGGGGAGAAGAGUAAAACGAGGGAGGAAGGCGCCGCGAGCCCCCCCUCCCGUCACAGCCACUACCCCGGGAAGGACCAGCGCAGGAACUACCAGGUGCGCUGGCGGCUGGAGUACCUGAUGGACUACGACUGCCGCAGACACGGCCUCAUCUGCAUGGUGUGUGGGGCCACGCUGGCCACGCUGAAGGUGAGCACCAUCAAGAGGCACGUGCAGCAGGUGCACUCCCACUCCCUGUUCUACAGCACCGAGGAGAAGCAGCAGGCCCUGCUCAGCUACAACCAGACCGCCCACAGCUUCACACACUCCGAGUACUGCUUCUCCUCCCAGGACCACGGCCCCACCGAGCUAGCCCCCGCUCCGGCACACAUUGGCACUUAGAAAGGGUUUCCGUCCGUUGCUGCUCGCGUGGCCCCUGGUCAGAAACAGCCCUCCCUCUUCUUCCUUAAAGGGAAACUUAGGUCUUUGUCAAACAGGGUUUUAUUCUAUUCUUGCAUUUUGUCCUAAAGUCUACUUUGCAGUAGGGCUGGGCGAUAUGGACCAAAAGUCAUAUCUCCAUAUUUUCAAGCAGAAUGUCGAUAUAAGAUAUAUAUCGAUAUUGUUGACGCAAUAACACCACAUUUCCGCGCUCCAACUCGUGCCGCUCAUGCCACUGUGUGCUUUCAUUUCCAGCCUGCCUGCUUCGCUGUGCCCAUCAACCUACCUUGUUGAUUGCAAACUCAAGCCUAAAUUUGGGUGUAGGUUACAUGGUCACAUAUCAAGUCUGCCUGCCUACUGUGAUAGUGGUAGAAACAGCCUGGUUUAAUAAAAGGCAAAAUGCUGCAAUCGUUGCAAAACGGUGGGUGCGUGCAGUCGAUAUGGGCACCAUGUCUUUAGCGAUGUGGUAUGUCACCGACCGAGUGAUAUCCCGGCACCUGUCGCUUGAUCGAUCGUAAGGUACCGCAUUUGUAAGAGAUAUUUGCUUCGGGAUACUGCGAGCCAGCUUAGGAGUUUUCGUCGCUGCACGUAAUUUGAAGCACUCUUCAUAUUGCACGUUGUGGUGCUGAUGCAAGUGGUGGAAGAGGUUGGUCAUACUCGACCCUUUCGUAGCGACAGAUUUUAAGCACUCUCUACAGAUCACCUGUUUCACGCUGUUGGGUAUUUAAAAACGUGACGUGAGCGGGAAGGCGGGGCAGUGUGUGUG
Molecule: messenger RNA, 3092 nt
Organism: Eleginops maclovinus (Patagonian blennie)
Lineage: Eukaryota; Metazoa; Chordata; Actinopteri; Perciformes; Eleginopidae
Gene: zfta
Product: zinc finger translocation associated
Exons: 5
Coding region: 335-2290 (651 amino acids)
Biological process (GO): negative regulation of DNA-templated transcription
Source: RefSeq, a predicted model, not a curated record